This is a messenger RNA of Ustilaginoidea virens, 339 nucleotides long. RefSeq lists its product as uncharacterized. The record is from RefSeq and is a predicted model, not a curated record. The transcript is spliced from 4 exons. NCBI's taxonomy places the organism in Eukaryota, Fungi, Ascomycota, Sordariomycetes, Hypocreales, Clavicipitaceae. Gene Ontology annotation, cellular component: cyclin-dependent protein kinase holoenzyme complex; SCF ubiquitin ligase complex. Gene Ontology annotation, molecular function: ubiquitin binding; histone binding; protein kinase binding. Gene Ontology annotation, biological process: regulation of mitotic cell cycle. Bases 1 to 339 code for a protein of 112 amino acids.
AUGGACAUCGACAUGAGCCGCCGCAACAAGGCUCCCAGGCCGUUGUCGGAUGCCGAGAGGGCGCGACUCGACGAGUACAUCGACUCGAUUCACUACUCGGCCAGGUAUUCCGACAGCGAAUACGAGUACCGGCACGUGCAGCUGCCCAAGGCCAUGCUCAAAGCAAUCCCAAAGGACUACCACGACUCGUCCAAGGGGACGUUGAAGUUGCUGUGGGAGGAGGAAUGGCGAGCCAUUGGCAUUACCCAGAGUCUCGGUUGGGAACACUACGAGGUUCACGAACCCGAGCCCCAUAUCCUCUUGUUCAAACGUCCCCUCAACUACCAACCGCCCCAGUGA